This is a messenger RNA of Eptesicus fuscus (big brown bat), 3047 nucleotides long. It is a transcript of the gene TRIT1, whose product is annotated as tRNA isopentenyltransferase 1. Gene Ontology annotation, biological process: tRNA modification. Lineage: Eukaryota; Metazoa; Chordata; Mammalia; Chiroptera; Vespertilionidae. Gene Ontology annotation, molecular function: tRNA dimethylallyltransferase activity; ATP binding. The record is from RefSeq and is a predicted model, not a curated record. Gene Ontology annotation, cellular component: mitochondrion.
AUGGCGGCGGCGGCGGCUGCACGAGCCGUUUCUGUGGGCCCUGGGCUCCGGGGCAUGCAACGGACACUGCCGCUUGUAGUGAUUCUCGGGGCCACGGGCACCGGCAAGUCCACCCUGGCGUUGCAGCUCGGCCAGCGGCUUGGUGGCGAGAUCGUCAGCGCGGACUCCAUGCAGGUUUAUGAAGGCCUAGACAUCAUCACCAACAAGGUUUCUACCCAAGAGCAGAGACUAUGCCAGCAUCACAUGAUCAGCUUUGUGGAUCCUCUUGUGACAAAUUACACAGUGACGGACUUCAGGAACAAGGCAACUGCUGUGAUAUCCUUAGGAAAGACGGCAGCUAGGCUUGAUGGAGGCAAGGCAGCCCAAGCCAAGAAAGAAGUUUUCUUUCUAGUGACAGUUUCUUCUAAGCAGGGCACACAUGACCUAACUACCAAUAUAUUUGCCCGACACAGAAUUCCUAUUGUCGUGGGAGGAACCAAUUACUACAUUGAGUCUCUACUCUGGAAAGUUCUUAUCAGUGCUAAGCCCCAGGAGAUGGGCACUGAGAAAGAGAUUGACCGGAGAGUAGAGCUUGAAAAGGAAGAUGGCCAUGUACUUCACAAGCGCCUAAGCCAGGUGGACCCAGAAAUGGCUGCGAAGCUGCACCCACAUGACAAGCGCAAAGUGGCCAGGAGUUUGCAAGUGUUUGAAGAAACGGGAAUCUCUCACAGCGAAUUUCUUCAUCGUCAACAUGCAGAGGAAGGUGGUGGUCCCCUUGGAGGCCCUCUGAAGUUCCCUAACCCUUGCAUCCUCUGGCUUCAUGCUGACCAGACAGUUCUAGAUGAGCGCUUGGAUAAAAGGGUGGAUGACAUGCUUGCUGCUGGGCUCUUGGAUGAACUAAGAGAUUUUCACAGACGCUAUAAUCAGAAGAAAGUUGAAGAAAAUAGCCAGGACUAUCAACAUGGUAUCUUCCAAUCAAUUGGCUUCAAGGAAUUUCACGAGUACCUGAUCACUGAGGGAAAAUGCACACCAGAGACUAGUAACCAGCUCCUAAAGAAAGGUAUUGAGGCCCUGAAACAAGUGACUAAGAGAUAUGCCCGGAAGCAAAACCGAUGGAUUAAAAAUCGUUUUUUGAGCAGACCUGGUCCCGGUGUCCCCCCAAUAUAUGGCUUAGAAGUAUCUGAUAUCUCGAAGUGGGAGGAGUCUGUUCUUGAACCUGCUUUUGAAAUUGUGCAAAGUUUCAUCCAGGGCCGUAAGCCUGAUGCUGCUCCAGUAAAGAUGCCAUGCAGUAAAACUGAGAACAAGAGAAGUUCUCACAUGUGUGACCUCUGUGGUCGAAUCAUCAUUGGGGACCGUGAAUGGGCAGCACAUAUGAAAUCCAAAUCCCACUUACACCAACUGAAGAAAAGAAGACGAUUGGACUCAGAUGCCUUCACCACCAUAGGAAGUCAGAGUAUUUCCCCAGACCGUGACAAAGAGCUUGAAGAGAACAGAUCCGUAGGGCGGAAUGAUGAAGACCUGAAAUCCAGUGUUUAAGGGACAUGUCCAGUGGCCUUGGCAAAAGUGGCGGGGAUCUAUUCAGGAGGGAGGGUUAUGUCUGUGCCCCAGUCUGGGUGGAGGAGCGCUAUGCAGAAAGCUCCUGCCAUUUUCUUUUUCAGUGGUGUGGUUUUAAAGUGUCAUGUUCUCUGUCAUGGAAACAGCAGGUCUUGUCAGCUCCUGUGUGGCUGAUGUGUCUGGCAAUGUGAGUUCGGGAAGGGAUUUUUUUCUUUUAACCUUAAAGGUUCUAUUUUUAAAAGAGGCACAGAUUGCACUUUUUCACACUUGAGGGGAUCUUUUUGGUGAUGAAUACCAGGGUUCACUAUAUCCCUUAAAAAAGGAGUUUUAUGUCCCUGACUUUGGCUAAAAAUAUCGAUAAUUUCCAGACACUUUUAUAGAUGACCAAAGGAUUGUGCGCCCCACCAAUCAGGAGUUCUGGAUUUGAGUGAAUGGCAGGAGAGGACUGGCCCCAGUUAGAUGGUUAGGUGAACCAAACCAGUUCUUGGAAUUCCAUAGAGGAGAGAAUCAGACCAAGGUGGCUGUGACAUGGGAUUUGAAAAACUAAAGACAUCGACAUUUGUUGUGUGACAAUUACCGUGACUACUGUUUCUAUUGAGUUUGGAAUCUACAUUUUAUCUAUUUUUUUUGUUUGUUUCUAAGGAAUCUACAUUUUAUUUAUUCUAUUUUUAUUUUUAAAAUAUAUUUUAUUGGUUUUUACAGAGAGGAAGGGAGAGGGAUAGAGAGUUAGAAACAUCGAUCAGCUGCCUCCUGCACACCCCCUACUGGGGAUGUGCCUGCAACCAAGGUACAUGCCCUUGACCAGAAUCGAACCUGGGACCCUUCAUUCCGCAGGCCGACUCUCUAUCCACUGAGCCAAACCAGUUUAGGGCGGAAUCUACAUUUUAAAUAAAGAAAGUUUGAAAGAGCCUCUUUAGUCCUUAAAAAGAUAUAUAUGUCUAUAUCUAGUUUAUAUACAUAUGAUUUGUUAUCAACAGAUGGCUUUUUCUCAAAUUUGACAUUCUUCAUGUGAUCACACUGUCUAUUCAUUUUAUUAGAGAUUUAAGUUAUCUCCAGUUGAAGAUCUCUUUUUGGAAUGACCUGAGCUGCCAACAAUGUUACGUACAUGUAUGUAUGCAUAUAACAGAAAGUUAAGAAUUUUUAAGUUUAUAUUAAUUACAUUCUUAGUGUUGUGCAACCAUCACCACUAUUUCCAAAACAUUUUCAUCAUCCCAAGCAGAAACUCUGUACCCAUUAAGCAAUAACUCUCUUCUCAAGUAAUAUUUUAUUUGUUCAGAGCCUAUUAUAUGAGAGUCCCUGAACUAGGCAAGAGGGAAUAUAGAGAUAAAAUGAGGUGAUUCUUGCCCUAGCUGGUGUGGUUCAAUGGAUAGAACAUCGGCUUGCGGACUGAAGGGUUUCAUGUUUGAUUCCGGUGAAGGGCACAUGCCCAGAUUGCAGGCUCGAUCCCCAGUGUGGGGCGUGCAGGAAGCAGCCGAUCAAUGAUUUUUCUCUCAUCAUUGAUGUUUCUAUCUCUC